Molecule: messenger RNA, 1425 nt
Organism: Pseudocercospora fijiensis CIRAD86
Lineage: Eukaryota; Fungi; Ascomycota; Dothideomycetes; Mycosphaerellales; Mycosphaerellaceae
Exons: 3
Coding region: 1-1425 (474 amino acids)
Molecular function (GO): monooxygenase activity; oxidoreductase activity, acting on paired donors, with incorporation or reduction of molecular oxygen
Source: RefSeq, a predicted model, not a curated record
AUGUCUGUCUCUGGUGAAAAUGGCACUGCGAGGCGGCCGUGGAUCUUCAACGCCUUCGCCAUGGCUGCUCCUGGCCAUCUGAACCCGGGGCUGUGGAAACAUCCUGAUCAGGAACCGCAGACUUUGGAACAUUGGGUGGAAGUGGCGAAGAAGCUUGACGACGCCAAGUUUCAUGGGAUUUUCUUUGCUGAUGUCCUGGGCAUAUACGACGUCUAUAACAAGGACGACCACGAUGGUCUUGGACCUGCUCUCAGAUCUGCUGCUCAGGUACCUCAUCUCGAUGUGGCGUUUCUGAUCCCGGCGAUGGCGCACGCUACUAAGGGUCUGUCAUUUGGGCUGACUGCUUCGACAUCUUAUGAGCAUCCUUACCAGAUGGCGAGAAAGUAUUCAACACUGGAUCAUGCCACUGGCGGACGUGUGGGGUGGAAUAUUGUCACAAGCUACCUUGAAAGUGCCGCGAAGUCCUAUGGUCUUGAGCAGACCGUUGAACACGAUGAGCGGUACAAGAUGGCCGAUGAGUUCCUAUCGGUUUUCUACAAGCUUCUUGAAGGUAGCUGGGAGGAUGAUGCUGUUGAAGCCAAUAAGGAGACUGGCGUUUAUACCAACCCUGAUAAGGUCCAUCACAUCAACCACGUCGGCAAAUACUUCAGAUGUAAAGGUCCCAACCUUGUUGGCCCAUCGAAGCAACGCACGCCAUUCCUCCUCCAAGCCGGGGCAAGCAAAGCAGGCAAAGACUUCGCAGCCGAGCACUCAGAAGCCAUGUUCAUACCAGGCAUGGUACCAGAAAAAACGCGAGAGAUCGUCGACUCCACCAAAGAACUCCUUAUCUCAAAAGGCCGUUCCCCAGACUCCGUCCAAUUCAUCGCCGGCAUUUUCAUCGUAGUCGACGAAAGCGACGAGAAAGCUCAAACCAAAUUCCAAAACCUCAUGCAAUACGCCGACCUCGAAGGCACAGCCUCCCUCUUCGGCGGCUGGACCGGCACCGAUCUUUCCAAAUUCUCCGACGACGAAGACUUCCAAUUCAACGGCCCACCAGCCAUUCAAUCCAUGAUAAACAGCUGGACAGCCACAGUCCCCGGCCUCAAAGACCAAAAAUGGACGAAGAAACACGUUCUCGAACAGCUCGCGAUUUCCGGAGCGCAUGGCCGAGCGAUUGGAAGUGCGAAGACGGUCGCGGAUAUUUUGGAGACGUGGGUUCGCGAGGGUCAUGUCGAUGGGUUUAAUGUGAGUUAUGCUACCACGCCGCAUACGUUUGAGGAUCUGAUCAAGUUCCUUUGGCCGGAGCUAAGGGCUCGUGGGGUGUUGCAGGAGGAGUAUGCUGGGGCCAGUAUGCGGGAGAAUUUCUUGCAGGAUGGGAAGGGGCCGAGGGUUAGGGAGGGGCAUCCGGCGUUGAGGUAUAGGAGUUUGCAUACCGCUACGUAUUAG